CCGGCCCAGGGUGGUCUCUCACUGUCCCUUUCGAAUCGUUUACAAUGCUGAGAUUGGGCUCAAAUUUUCUGCGGAGAACCCUAGCUUCCCCGAACCGCCAACGAGACUGGUUCGCACGCUGCAUCACCGGUUCAGCCUCGAACCCGGCCCUGUCGAUAUGGAGGCGCAAGAAGGAGAUGGGCAAGGAAGGGUUGAUCGUGGCCAAAGAGCUCAAGAGGCUUCAAUCCAACCCGGUUCGGUUCGACCGGUUCAUGAAGUCCCAUGUGUCUCGCCUUCUCAAGUCCGACCUCUUAGCCGUCCUCGCCGAGUUCCAGAGACAAGACCUCGUCUUUCUCUGCAUCAAGUUGUAUGAUGUGGUGCGUAAAGAAAUAUGGUAUCGACCAGACAUGUUCUUCUACAGAGAUAUGCUUUUUAUGCUUGCAAGGAACAAGAAAGUGGAUGAAGCAAAGCGGGUGUGGCAAGAUCUGAAGCGAGAAGGAGUUCUUUUUGAUCAGCAUGCCUUUGGUGACAUUAUGAGGGCAUUCUUGGAUAGUGGAUUGCCCUCAGAUGCAAUGGACAUAUAUGAUGAAAUGAGACAAUCUCCUGAUCCCCCACUUUCUUUGCCUUAUCGAGUCAUACUAAAAGGACUCAUUCCAUACCCAGAAUUGAGGGACAAGGUGAAAGAUGACUUCUUGGAGCUUUUCCCAGAUAUGGUUGUGUAUGACCCACCCGAAGACCUGUUUGAAGAUCAGGAAUGGAGAAGAGAGAAUGAAGAGGAUUAGAGGAUGCUACAAUUCACUGUCAUUAGCUCACCUUGGACUUUCCUAGGGCAAUAGCCAUUGAUAGGACUGGAUGCUUAGUAGACAAGAUUGGAAAGUUGUUGAUGAGUUACUACAGAUAUAUGCUUCCAAAUGAUACUAACUUACUCCAGUAGAAUGCUUGCGCUUAGGAGCUUGAUCUCCAAGAAAUUAGGGGUGACAUGAUGAGAUUCUCAUUACUUGAAGCAUGGUUAGGGCAGAAAUUAUCUAGUAGGUACGGUGCACCACGUGUCUGUCUGUGUGCCAAUCCAGUAACGCCUUGUGUUUUUUGUCUCAUUUUUCAGACCCUGUAAGUAUUGAAUUUAUGGAAUACAGGAUAAUUACUCUAGUUA
Molecule: messenger RNA, 1129 nt
Organism: Camellia sinensis
Lineage: Eukaryota; Viridiplantae; Streptophyta; Magnoliopsida; Ericales; Theaceae
Product: pentatricopeptide repeat-containing protein At1g62350
Molecular function (GO): protein binding
Source: RefSeq, a predicted model, not a curated record